AUGGCCUCGGCCCAGCAAAUCGUGAUGCACCCGUAUGUCUCGAACCUGGCACUGCAGCUCAAGUUCUGGAGCACCACAGUAGGUCGUGACAAGUCCGCGCGCGCUGUCCAGUACUUGGCGCGUUUCUUGGCCUGGUACUUUGUGACGAUGGGUGCGACCAAGGAGACGGUGACGCGUUUUUCGUCGAUCAAGUCGAGCAUUGCUCUGAGCCGCAAGCUCUUCCGUGUCGGCAAGUUCCUGGAGCAUUUCCAGGCUGCCAUGAAGGCACUUGCCAUGCCUGAUCCUGUGCUCAGGGCGUUGGCGGUGGGUCGUCAGCUGGGCUAUGCCUUCUACCUCAUCCUGGACGCAUUCCAGUGGGUCCAUGGCUCCAAGGCGUACCAGUUCGAAAAGGCCACGUACGAGAAGAUCGCGAAGAACGCCGCGCGCUUCUGGCUGGCCGGUCUGACGUUCUCGCUGGUCAGCGGUCUGUACAAGCUAUACAAGCUGUCGGAGCGCACCAAGCUCGCUGUGCGCCCCAAGGCCACGGCCGAAAAGGAGGCAGAGCGCCGCGUCGAGCUCAACCAGAUCUCCUCGGAGACCAAGGCUGUGCGUCUGCAGAUGCUGCAGGACUGCUGCGACUGGGUCAACCCUGGUACGGCGACGGGCCUGAUCAACGCCAACGACGGUGUUAUUGGCCUGGCUGGUGUCCUUUCGUCGUGCCUCGGCGCCAACUCGCAGUGGAAGAAGGUGCACGGUGCUACCAAGUAA
Messenger RNA from Malassezia sympodialis ATCC 42132, 747 nucleotides. RefSeq lists its product as uncharacterized. Gene Ontology annotation, cellular component: peroxisomal membrane. The record is from RefSeq and is a predicted model, not a curated record. The transcript has 3 exons. Bases 1 to 747 code for a protein of 248 amino acids. Gene Ontology annotation, biological process: peroxisome fission. NCBI's taxonomy places the organism in Eukaryota, Fungi, Basidiomycota, Malasseziomycetes, Malasseziales, Malasseziaceae.